This is a messenger RNA of Nematolebias whitei (Rio pearlfish), 1049 nucleotides long. RefSeq names its product proline-rich transmembrane protein 2. Gene Ontology annotation, cellular component: membrane. The record is from RefSeq and is a predicted model, not a curated record. NCBI's taxonomy places the organism in Eukaryota, Metazoa, Chordata, Actinopteri, Cyprinodontiformes, Rivulidae. The transcript is spliced from 4 exons. Bases 20 to 499 code for a protein of 159 amino acids.
GCAGAACGAGGAGAAGUCGAUGGACCACCUGACUGUGAUCAGUGAGAGCUCAGAGACCAGUAAUGGUUUCGCUCUCGCCGUGGGCCAAACGUCUCCCACAGCGUCCUCUGUGUCGCCCAAGCUUCACGCCAAGCCAGGCAGCCAUGUUAACGGCCAGCCUCGCUUGGGCAGCCGGUCCGGCUCGUUGGCGGCGGGCUCGCCCAGGCCCUCGCUGACCCGCCAGCCCAGCACCAUCACAGAGGGCGCUGGGGACGGGUCCAAACCGAGGGACUACCUGUUCCUGGCCAUCCUGUCCUGCUUCUGCCCGCUGGUCCCCAUCAACAUUGUGGCCCUGACCUUCUCUGUGAUGUCCAGAAACAGUCUGCAGCAAGGCAACGUGGACGGAGCGCGCCGUUUGGGUCGGAACGCUAUGGUGUUGUCCGUCGUCUCCAUUUUAGGGGGAAUCGCCAUCAUCGCCACGGCAAUCGCCCUCAACUGGGGCUUGAUCCUAAAGUCCUGAACAACAGAACCAGUAGAACCAGCACAAAGACAGCAUCUUCACAACACAACACAACACCGUGGAGCCUGGAGCACCUCACUGGAUGAAAAACUGCAUUUUUGUCCUGUUUCUUUAUUUUUGCAUGGUCCACCUGACACGACCAGAACCGAGCCCGACAGAAGAAUGGAUCAGCGCUGCUCUGUGGUUGCAGCUCAUCUUCUCCUCAAACGUCGUCAUGGAAACAGACUCUCAUCAUCACUCUAAGCUUUUAGGGAUGGUCAGAAACGGAACCAAGCGGUGUUUUAAUGUCUGAUGCCAAAAAAACUAAAAAGCCAAAACAGUUCUGAGCUGAUGUGAAGAUGGGGGUGGUGCUGUGGCACCGUCAGCGCCCCCCACCGAGAACUUUUAUUGUGAAGGAGAAGGACAAACGUUUGUUAGAAAGAUUUGUUGUUUCAGCUAAAGUAACGUCAGCAUUUUUAUUUAAUUUGUCUGAAAAGAUGAGUUUGAAUUUGUGAUUGUAGAGAAACCAGCUGCAGUUUUCUCAAACAGGAAGUUAAAUCAAUGGAACCCU